This is a messenger RNA of Alligator mississippiensis (American alligator), 2829 nucleotides long. RefSeq names its product heat shock transcription factor, Y-linked. Gene Ontology annotation, molecular function: DNA-binding transcription factor activity; sequence-specific DNA binding. The record is from RefSeq and is a predicted model, not a curated record. The transcript is spliced from 2 exons. Gene Ontology annotation, biological process: regulation of DNA-templated transcription. NCBI's taxonomy places the organism in Eukaryota, Metazoa, Chordata, Crocodylia, Alligatoridae. The coding region runs from base 92 to 1426 and encodes 444 amino acids.
UGAUGUUCUAGAACUUUUCUUUGAAGUUCAUUGACAGCUAGCAUCACUUUUAUAUACUUGCUGUCUAGCAGCAUGAAGCUGAACUGAUACUAUGGAAAAAAGUAGUCUAAGCGAGAAGGGAGGAUUUGAAAUGGACUUUUCUAUAGCAGAAACUGCAUAUGUUUUGGCUCAGGAUGAAAAGGUCAAUUCCGCAAUCUCUGUUUCUUCUGCCACUCCACUGUGCAUUAAAACCGCAGCUGGUGACUCUCCUUUGAGGUCUAUAUUAGAAGAAAAUACUUUUCAAGCUUUGAAUGAUGGGCCAUGGAUAAAAAGACAGCGUCUUAAUGUCUGUGACGACGGCCCCACUGAAGAUAAUGAUUUUUUAUCCCUCACCUUUCCAAACAAACUCUGGAAAAUUGUUGAGAGUGAUCAGUUUAAAUCAAUUUGGUGGGAUCAUGGUGGAAAUUGUGUUGUGAUUGAUGAAGAGCUCUUUAAAAAGGAGGUGCUAGAAAGGAGAGGACCUUUGCGAAUUUUUGAAACUGAUUGCAUGAAAAGUUUCAUUCGUCAGCUUAAUCUCUAUGGAUUUAGCAAAAUGCGGCAAGAUUUUCAAAGGUCUGCAUCACUUGCUGAAUUUCUAGCAGAAGAAAAAGCAGCUUCUGCCUUAAGCAAGUUACAGUUCUACCAUAACCCAAAUUUUAAGAGAGGCUUUCCAAAUCUGUUGGUAAGGUGCAAGAGAAGAGUUGGCAUUAGAAAUACACCAGCAGUUGCUUUUUCAUUGGAUCAAGAGUUCAAUGAGACCUGCUUUAGGAACGAGGGAACAAGUCCAGAUGUUAUGUCCGCCUUGGGAAGUGCUGCCAUGGAGGAGAAUGACUUGCUUGCACCUGCUCCAAAGGAAGCCAUGCAGGUACCUGUGUUAAGGAAGUCUACAUCAAAUAAAGGACUUGUCAGAGCAACUACCCAACUCAAAAGUGGAUUCACUUCUUCAGCUGCAGCUUCACUGAGGCCGUCCGAACAUGCUACAUCAGAAGACGGUGAUAAGUUAAAUCAGUUGGCUCCGUUCCAUUUAUUGCAACACAACAGCCAUAGCCAAACCAGCAGCCAGGAUAUGGAUUCCACUGCAACCACAUCUGCUACUUCUUUAUAUCAUGUCAUACCUCCUGUCCCAAACAGUCCUUUUGGACCUUUUAGAGGGCCUCCUGGUUUCCCAACCACAUAUCCAGAUUUAUCAGCGAUGCAGGCUCACUGGGCUAGUUUGCUACCAUUUUGUAACCCAUGGUUCUCAAUGCCCAUGAUUGCAGCAGCCUCCGCUCUUCCAAUGUCAAGAUCUUCUCAUCACCGUGCUCCAUCAUACCAUCACUGCCCUAACUGCAACUGCACAUCUAAUAAUGCACCUCCUGGCAAAGGGACUGGACCCAAGCCUACUGAUUAUACAGGAUAUCACCGCUAAAGCAAUGAUUUUAACAUUUCAUAUUCCAGGGGAAUAAAGUCUGAAAAAUCUGCAGUGCAAUUACCUGAAGAAUAAAUCUUCUCCAUUUCUCCUAUCUUGUUUAUCUAAUGUAAUUCCAAAUUUAUUUUGUAUUUUAUCAACCAGGAACUAUUUAACCAAAAGUUAUUGGUCUGCUUUAGGGAUUUCUAAUAAUUAGCAAGCUUGGAUUUUUAAGGAAGAGAGCAUAACAGUGGGUAACGGUCUUUCUAAAGAUGCUUUGUAUGCUCAUCCCUCACCUCUUGCUAGUGGGGAGAAGGGGUAUGUUCAACGAAGCUCAGGAGGGCUAUAUCUCUCUUCUGUUAAGGAGGUGUUGUUAUAUGAAGGGCUGUGUGAGUGUGGGUGCGUGAGAUGUGUACAUGCUAUAUGGAAGAAAGUUUCCUUCACCUUGUUACUGAGGCAAUGAUCUGUGAUAAGAUCAUUCACUAAGGCUUCAUUCAGAGACCAAGGCUUUGACCUGAGGAUUUAAGCUAGACCUCAGCCACAUGAUACCCUUCCUUCUCACAGUGUAAUAACUCAUUAUUUUGCAAUAGCAGAUUUGUAACACAUGCUCUGUUGGAUGACCCACAUUUUCAAGUGAUUCAUGUUAACUAUCAUAAGACUAUAAACUUCAUGCUAAGCAUGUAUUAUUACUACAGAGUCUGGUACGGUCUCUGAGAGCACGCCUAAAUCAGAUCCAAGAGAAGGGAACUAUAAAUUCAACAGACCAAAACCAGAAAAGAUUGGUCACAUUCAUUUUCACUGAGCAGCAGGUGAGUGCUUGUUAAGAGGGAAAGAACAUAAUGGGGAAAAAUUUAGGAAUGACUUAACCACAUGAUAUCACCUUCACUCAGGUCAUUUUGAAAAGAUGCUGCUGUUCACGGAUUCUUUGGUGAGGAGAACCACAUUUUCAGUUAAGUAUUACAGUACUUGAAUUCCUUCGUAUUUCGAUUUGGAAUAUUUGAUGUUAACUAGGGGCCAUUUUGUUCCGGUUUUUUGGAAAGAUUGUGACCAUGGGGCCUGUGCCCAUUGCAAUUAAUGUUGGAAGUUUGUGCCCCAAUUGACUAGAGAGAGAUUAAAUUAUGUUUAAAGGAAUAUUUAUUAAAAACCUUCAAGAAGCAGAGUGGAAUGAUUAUUGGAGUUUAGCAGGGCCAUCUUGAUAUGCUAAUGGUGGUUCUUUUCCUUGUUACGCAGGAAACUAGGUUUUACUUCCCUGUCCUGGUCACGCAGUCUGUAGCCCAAAUGUGCAUUAAACUGCUGUAGCAUUAAACAAGGAUUCCUCAGCAUUUGGGGAGAUCUAAAGGGAAUUGUUGAAUGCAAACAAAUUUCAUAUGCUGAUUAUAGGUUUUUGUAAUAUGCAUCACUGGUACCUAAAUGCUUACCAGGGA